Messenger RNA from Linnemannia hyalina, 1101 nucleotides. Lineage: Eukaryota; Fungi; Mortierellomycota; Mortierellomycetes; Mortierellales; Mortierellaceae. The record is from the annotation of a GenBank genome assembly.
AUGCCAAACCCCCGCACUUACUUUGACAUCACCAUCGGACAGGAGCCCAUCGGACGCAUUGUCUUCGAGCUUUUUGCCGAUGUUGUCCCCAAAACUGCCGAGAAUUUUCGCGCUCUUUGCACAGGCGAAAAGGGCAUUGGAGAGACCACCGGCAAGCCAUUGACUUACAAGGGAGCUCCCUUCCACCGCAUCAUUCCCGAUUUCAUGAUUCAAGGAGGCGACUUCUCGAACCAGAACGGAACUGGAGGCGAGUCGAUCUAUGGUGCCAAAUUCGAGGACGAGAACUUUGACUUGAAGCAUGACGUGCCCUUCCUGCUCUCCAUGGCCAACGCCGGAGUUGGCACCAACGGCUCGCAAUUCUUUGUCACCACGGUUCCUACACCUCACUUGGAUGGCAAGCACGUUGUGUUCGGAAAGGUUCUCAAGGGUAUCUCUGUUGUCCGCGAAAUUGAGAGGACCCCCAAGGGUAGCGGAGAUGCUCCCUUGUCGCCUGUUGUCAUUGCUGACUGCGGUGAGCUGGCUGAGGGUGAGGAUGACGGUGUCGCUGCUCCCGAUACCGGAGACAAGUAUGCCGAUUGGCCUGAGGAUUAUGAAGGACCCAAGGAGGACAAAGAUUUAGUUGUGAUCGCACAGGACCUGAAGACCCUCGGAAACAACUUUUUCAAGGCAGGCGAUUACGCAAAGGCCCAAAAGAAGUACCAAAAAGCCAUCCGUUACCUGAACGAGAAGCCCGUCUUUGAUGCCGACGACGCACCCGAGCUGGUCAAGCAGUUCUACGCCGUCAAGAUCCCUUGCUACCUCAACAAGGGAUUUUGCGCAUUGAAGUUGGACCGGCCCGAGUUGACGAUCAAGGAUAUGACGACGGUGUUGGAUAUGGACGCCGAGUACCCCUCGGUUGCUGACAAGACCAAGGCGUUCUUCCGUCGUGGUUCGGCUUAUUUGAAGAUUAAUGAUCUGGACUCUGCCAAGGCGGAUCUGGAACAGGCCAAGAAGCUGUCGCCCAAGGACCCUGGUGUUCUGAGAGAGCUUGAGGCUGUUCACACAAAGUUGACUGCUAAGCGGAAUAAGGAGAAGAAGGCCUAUGCCAAGAUGUUCGCAUAG